Molecule: messenger RNA, 753 nt
Organism: Scheffersomyces coipomensis
Lineage: Eukaryota; Fungi; Ascomycota; Pichiomycetes; Serinales; Debaryomycetaceae
Exons: 1
Coding region: 1-753 (250 amino acids)
Source: RefSeq, a predicted model, not a curated record
AUGAAUCUAGAAGAACUGUUGGCUUAUAUUGAAUCAUUUAAUAAAUUCAAUGAAAAUAUUAGAUUCCUUCAUAUUAAUGAUAACGAUAAUGAUAAUAAUGACUAUAACACAAAACUGUUGAAUCCAAGAAUGAAGCAUUCUUUGAAGAAGCAAAUGACAUUAGCAUCUCCAUUGCAAGAAUGUGAGGAUUCAUUUCCAGUUUUAGAUGCUCAAAUUGAUCCCAUUCAACAAGAUCAACAACAGCAACAACAUUCCCAAAUUCUUAUAUUUAAUGAUGUUGAAGGUGGUGUUAACUACUUUUAUGAAGAUGAAGAUAAUGAACAACAAGAAAAUCCUGAAAUUGAAGAUAUUUCCCCUAUUUCAAUCGCUAGCUUAGAUGGAAAGAUUAGAAGGAAACGUCUGAAUAGUGUACAACAUUCGAUCAAUCAUUCCAGAAAUAAUACCAUAGAAAAAUAUAGAAUAAGUAAAUCAUCCAAUACAUCCCCUACCAUUAAGUUACCUCUUAAACCAGAAAUCAAAAUAGCAACAAUUGAAAACUACGCUCAACAUUUGGUCCAUGAGAAAGGAUCAUCUUCUUCGAAUAACGUUGGCAAUCCGUUUUAUAAACCAAAGUAUAAGUCUACUACUUCCAUUCCAAACAUGGUGAACUACUCUCAAUUGGCUGCCAACAAUGAAGUGGCUGAUUCUGAAUCCUUGUCAAACACUAAGCGAGCUGACUCCUUAGUCGAUCAAUCAUUCAAAUUCAACUUCUAA